ACAGAGACAAUGAUUUGUUUGAAUAAAUAUCAACCAUACUAGAAAAGUCUAGUCUCUGUUGUUGUCUUGUUUCCAUCAAAAAAAGAAAAUCAAAUACACUAGAAAGUUCCAGACUUUAUUGUUAUUAGGGUAUACAAGUGUUCUGUGGUCCCUACAUAUGUUAUGUGCAAUUAAUUCACACCUUACACAUGAGUAUUUAUACAUGUGCAUCUGUGGAGAAUCUUGCCAAUAUGUGUCCCCUAACCACCAAUGAAUUGGAGCUGAUUUUUGAGAAACUAGACAUAAAUAGUGAUGGAAUUUUAACCCUUGAAGAGCUGAAUCAAUUGUUAGUGAGAACGGGUUUCAAGUAUAGCAUAGAGGAGCUUGAAUAUCUAGUGGGAAAGAAGAGUCUAAACUUGAGUGAGUUCUUGUGCUUUUAUGACUCCAUAUUGAAUCACAAAAAUGGUGAUGGUGGUGAUGCUGAGAUUGAAGAGUUAGAAAGUGAUCUUUUGAAGACUUUCAAGGUGUUUGAUUUAGAUGGAGAUGGAUUCAUCACUAGUCAAGAGCUGGAAUGUGUGUUGAAGAGACUUGGCAUGUGGGAUGAAGAAAAGGAUUGUAGAUCAAUGAUUUACUCAUAUGAUAUUAAUUUAGAUGGCAAGCUUGAUUUCAAGGAAUUUAAGAACAUGAUGUUGCUUACACUACAAAGUGUUUAGAAUUUAGGAUAUCAAAAUCAUGGAAAAAAAAUAUUGCCGUUAAAGUUAAGAGUGUAAUAUUUUUGUUAAGGUAUAAUUUUACCUGUAAAAUGUUUGACAUCCAUGAGACCGUCUAUUAGUAUUUUUUUUAUGUUUGUAGAAUAAUGUAAUUAAUAUUACAUCUUUUUGUUAUAUGUGAUAAACAUUAACCGG
This is a messenger RNA of Medicago truncatula (barrel medic), 884 nucleotides long. Its product is annotated as probable calcium-binding protein CML44. Gene Ontology annotation, molecular function: calcium ion binding. Bases 189 to 692 code for a protein of 167 amino acids. The transcript has a single exon. The record is from RefSeq and is a predicted model, not a curated record. Lineage: Eukaryota; Viridiplantae; Streptophyta; Magnoliopsida; Fabales; Fabaceae.